This is a messenger RNA of Dimorphilus gyrociliatus, 1287 nucleotides long. Lineage: Eukaryota; Metazoa; Annelida; Polychaeta; Dinophilidae. The record is from the annotation of a GenBank genome assembly.
AGAAUAAACUGGUAGACCGUCAUCUUCGCUCUAUAUUCAUAUAUAUAUUUAAUAAACCAUAGCUAUCUAUCUCUUUUAAAUAUGAUCCUAAGUCUCUCCAUUUUUAUAUUAAUAUUUAAUUCCAUAUCUCUUUUAAAUGCUAAUGAAGAAAGUGAUACAAGAUACUUACUGUACGAUAUUAAUCCUGGGGAAGGAUUUAAUUUAAGGCGAGAUGUUUAUAUAAGAAUGGCAAAUAUGAUAAAAUUUUUAAAUGAGAAAGAAAAGUGGGUGUUAGUUCUUCCACCUUGGGGUCGUCUAUAUCAUUGGCAAACUUCUGGCAUUAAAAGUAGUAGAAUUCCUUGGAAAACUUUCUUUGAUGUGCAAAGUUUAAAAGAUUCUAAGCCUAAAAUUGAACAAAUAUAUUAUUUGCAACGAUAUAAGGAAGGUUGGUCGGGAGGUCGUUGGGAAGAAAAAAUAGAUGUUAGAGAUUGUUUAGAUCCAACAGGCUUUGAAAAGAUAGACGGUAAAUGGAAGUGGAGUUUUUUUGGUUAUUCUGAAAAAAUAUACGGUGAAAAAUUUGAUUGUUUAUCGGUUCAAGCCGAAAUAGCCACUAUGAAAAAGUUUCUUUUAAAUGAAAAAGCUAGGUCAAUUUUCCUUCUUCACGCUGAAGAAUUAAUUCACGGUCGAUUUUCGGAAUGGAGUAGAGAAUGGUGGACUGCAAGAAGAAGUAUGAGAUUUUCCAAGGAACUAGUCAACACAGCUAACUCAUUCAGGAAGGAAAAGCUACAAUCAACAGACGACAGCGAUAAAACUAUACAAGAUCCUGAUUGGACUAAACAAGUGAAAAAACCCGGUGAAGCUAUAGGAGGACCGUACGUUGCAGUUCACUUAAGGAGGAGGGAUUUUUUAUACGGUCACAAAGAUGAUGUUCCGUCAAUUCAAUGGGCUGCUCAUCAACUUCGAAAAAUUCUAGUUGAUAAAGAUCUAAUGAAAUUGUUUGUAGCUACUGACGCUCCGGACAAUGAGUACAGAGAACUCGUUGAAAGUCUUCCAGAUUUUGAAGUAUAUAGAUACAUACCAACUCAAGAGGAGCUCGAAAAAUUUACGGACGGAGGAAUAGCAAUUAUUGAUCAACUAAUAUGUGUUCAUGCCAGAUUCUUUAUUGGCACAAAUUUAUCUACAUUCUCUUUUCGAAUACACGAAGAGCGUCAAAUUUUAGGUUUUGAUGCGAAAACUACGUACAACGUUGUUUGUGGAACAGGAAAGGACGUUUGCGAACAGCCGUCAAUUUGGCCCGUUAUGUAUUAA